UCCGGUCGGUGACAACACAAACAAGAUGGCGACCAAGAUUUAACAGAGGAAAUAUUUUUAAUCGGGUAAACAACAGUAGUAUGUGCAUGUUUAUUCUGAUACCGUUUUGAUAUCUCUCUACGUUACACUCAUUUUACACUGCUGAUGUUAGUUAUCAAUGUUUAUACGUUUAUGUCCAGGGUUUGUUUUUUCCUACUCGGUUUGCUUUCUUGUUAGUUACUGUUAGUUGAGGAAAGCUGAACUCCGUUCUCUUAUAUCCUUAUCUAACCGGCUGGGUGUUGAUCAUGUGUUGACACUGCUGUUAAAGCUCCUCCACAGAUAACAGGGUGGUAAAACUCAGAAUCAACAUUUGUCUGUCUGUCUUCGGGAGAGAGAUCUAACUGCCAUCCUGGAAGUCAUCCACCGCCCUGUCCCUCUGGCAUUCGACUGGACUGUUGUGAAGACUUCCUCUACCAUCAUGUCUACCGCUGCAGUAGCAGACAGAGGUUCCGUCCGUCCAGUCAGGGGCCCCGGCGACGGCAUGGAGACAGACAAGCCCCCAGUCGCUAAGGAGAUCGGUGCCGUGGAUACGCCUCUGUCUUCGGUGCCACUACUUAAGGUAGCUAGUCCCAAACAAAGCCCCAAGAAGACGCACCCUGCCCCCGCCAGCCUCCAACACAGCCCCCACUCCACACCCCAGCAGAGCCCCAGAGCCAGUCCCAGAGCCACCCCGUCUGCCCCCCAGCCCCCCGGGGUGCUCCACCUGGGGAAGGUUCCCCGGGAGGCCUGCAUGGUGGUGGAGGCGGUGAGGAUCGUUGUUCCCCGUGCCGCCAUCAGCCGGAGUGGGGGUCAUGUGGGUCCGGCUGAGGAGAAAGGAGAGGCCUGGGCUGGGCAGCAGAUAGAGGAGCGGCCCCCCUCUCCCUCCCCUCCUCUGGAGGACCUGAGAGGAGCCAUGGAGAAGCUGCAGAACUCAGAGAGAAGACUGCUGCAGGACAAGGAGGGGCUCCUCAACCAGCUCCACGUGCAGACUGAGGUGAACAGAGAGUUGAAGAAGCUGCUGGUAGCCUGAGGUGAUGACCUGCAGUACCAUUUUGAGCACAUGAUGCUAACCCACAGGUCUCUGGAGCAGCUGCUGGUCUCUCUCCAGUGGGGUCGACAGCAGACCUACUACCCCAGUGGCCAGCCACUCAGCACGGGAGAACUAGCCCUAGCCAAUCACAAGCUGGCGGACGCCAUCAACUCCCGCCUGCUGGGGAAGGUUGGGCCAGUAGGGAGCAGCAGUGGAGCUGGGCUGGGGAAAGGAAGACAGUCCUCAGAGCUCCCUAACACCUCACACACGCCGGCUGAGAAGAUGGCUGAGAAGGUGUUGAAGAUCCUGGACCCGAUUUCCUGUUCAGACAACGAGGAAGAGCCCUCCCCCCUCUCUAUCUCUGACUCCUCCCCCUCGGCCUUCCUGACCAAUAAGAAGAGCAUCGGUCGGUUCCACCCUUACACUCGCUAUGAGAACAUCACCUUCAACUGCUGCGAGCGCUGCAGCGGAGACAUCCUGGUACUCUAGGGGUCAGAGGGCAGGGGUCGUGACCUUUAACCUGGACAGGUCAACGCAGGCCGCUGUGAGGAACACCAGUCGGCUCUCCCUCCGUCGAACUGUCUGGUUUCACAGCGGCCUCAGAGCGCUGAUUUUAAUUGGCUGAUCUCUCAGUCCAUCACCGUCUCAUAACUCUUAGAACCUCCCACGACAUUGUGGGCUUCAGAACGUGAGCAGAGCAAGUGAUUUAAACAAGGAAGUGAGUUCGGAGAAUCUGAAAGUAUUCCAUCUUAGAAUCAAUUGGGCUUCCCAAAAAUAAUAUGGUCAAAGUCAUUCCACGGACGGCCGAGUGUCUGUGGGUUUCUGGUCCUUCCUUGUACUUGACUGGUGAAUUGAGUUUACUGAUUAGUAAGCAACUACCUUCACCUGGUUGUCUAGGUUACUAAUUAGUAAGGAACUCUCCUCACCUGGUUGUCUAGGUUACUGAUUAGUAAGCAACUCCCUUCACCUGGUUGUCUAGGUAACUAAUUAGUAAGGAACUCCCCUCACCUGGUUGUCUAGGUUACUAAUUAGUAAGCAACUACCUUCACCUGGUUGUCUGGGUAACUAAUUAGUAAGGAACUCCCCUCACCUGGUUGUCUAGGUUACUAAUUAGUAAGGAACUGCCCUCACCUGGUUGUCUAGGCUACUAAUUAGUAAGGAACUG
Molecule: messenger RNA, 2213 nt
Organism: Oncorhynchus tshawytscha (Chinook salmon)
Lineage: Eukaryota; Metazoa; Chordata; Actinopteri; Salmoniformes; Salmonidae
Product: golgin-45
Biological process (GO): Golgi organization; Golgi to plasma membrane protein transport
Cellular component (GO): Golgi membrane
Source: RefSeq, a predicted model, not a curated record